Somion occarium is the source of this 1355-nucleotide messenger RNA. The record is from the annotation of a GenBank genome assembly. Lineage: Eukaryota; Fungi; Basidiomycota; Agaricomycetes; Polyporales; Cerrenaceae.
GGCACACCUGGACACGAUCACUUGUACCGUGCACUGAGUACUUUGAAUGGGUUCUGGAUGCGGUAGACCUCCAGCCCUGGUCGGGCUCGGUGAGCUGCCCGUCGAGCUCAAAGACCAGAGCCAGACUCCAGAGUCUGCAGACUCUGAUACCCUCGACCCUCUUCCGCUAACGUCAACAUAUGCAAGCCCUGUUGCACACCGUGGCGUACAAGGCUAUCCUGCACUUCGCCACCGCCGCCAAUCCGUAUCAUCUGCUCUCAGCCACCAUACCUCAAUCCAGACUGCAGCUUCUCUCGCUUCAAUCGACAGACCACCUUCACGCACGUCGUCACCUGACGGAAAGCUCCCCGCAGCAAAAGUAUACCACCCAUUGUCACCUCACGUCCUUGCCUUGUUGAUGCCCGCAUCGGUAUUCGGAGUCUUGGCGAGGUUGGGUAUUCAAGCGUUAGUGGGGUAUGACGGUAGGAGCAUCUUCCCGCUUGCCUGGGUGCAGGUGAUGGGAUGUGUGAUUAUGGGAUUCGGAGUAGGUAUUAAGGAUCCACUUGGUCAGUUCUAUGGUUCCCUGUAUACUGCAUUAACUACCGGAUUCUGUGGAUCGUUGACCACAUUUUCUGGGUGGCAGCUAGAUGUCUUUCAAUCAUGGUUACAUGUUGAUCAGGAGCCUAGGGACUGGUUGCGUGAUGUCAUAGAUGGCCUGACGAGGAGUUUAUUUACGCUCGCACUAUCACUCGCCGCCGUCAUGUUCGGCUUUCACUGUGCAUCAAUUCUGCGAAGACGCAUCCUACCACCGAUCCAAUUAGCCCCACCACCCCGCAUAGUUCGCUAUAGCGUAUCGGUAUUGGGAGUACUAAUAUAUGCAGCAGCAUACCCUGCAUACUUUGAAUUACCUGCAAAGUUCUGACACCAAGCAACAGCGGCGCUGUUGUUUAGCUUUCCAGGUACCUUGUCACGCUACCUCUUGUCGAUAUACCUCAACCCAGCCCUGUCAUUAUUUCCACUGGGUACGUUCACAGCAAACAUGUUCGGCACGGCAUUGCUGGGUGUGUUCCAUGUCCUGCAAGGACUCAGAAGUCCGCUUAGCCCAAGUGCUUGUGCGGUGAUGCAAGGCCUCGCGGAUGGGUACUGCGGUUGUUUGAUGAUGCUAAGCACAUUUGCGGUGGAAGUGAUAACAUUGGAAGAGGAGAAGAGUUGGUUCUAUGUCGUGUUGAGUUGGGUGACGGCGCAGCUAUUGUUGUUGGUGAUUUUGGGUCCGUCAUACUGGGCCGGCAACGCAAGUGAACAGACCACAUGUAUUUUCUUUUCGUAGCGUUUGUAGCUAGUAGCUAGGUAUUUCGGGACGAAAAACAUUAUAUCCU